Messenger RNA from Miscanthus lutarioriparius, 384 nucleotides. NCBI's taxonomy places the organism in Eukaryota, Viridiplantae, Streptophyta, Magnoliopsida, Poales, Poaceae. The record is from the annotation of a GenBank genome assembly.
AUGGAUGGGGGCAGGGACUCCGAGAUUGCCAUGGGCGCGUACCAGCCGUGCCACCUGAACACCAAAGGCCAGGUCGCCCGAGGUCAGGUCCACGGCUUCCGAAUGUCGCUGUGGUAUGAGCACCUCGGCAUGUUACAUGACGAUUUCCUCAACCCCGGCAGCCUGGAGUGCGUUCAGAGGGUGAACCAGAUGGUUGACAAGUACUGGGACCUCUACGCUAGCGACAGCCUCGACGCCGACCUCCCUGGUCACCUGCUCAGGUACCCAGUCACGGUCACGAAGGAGGGCACGGUGACAGAGCUCCCGGGGGCGAAGUUCUUCCCCGACACGCAGGCGCUUGUGCUUGGGGCGCUAUCGAAAUUUCCUCCUUUUCUCACUACAUAG